Messenger RNA from Phyllotreta striolata, 1272 nucleotides. NCBI's taxonomy places the organism in Eukaryota, Metazoa, Arthropoda, Insecta, Coleoptera, Chrysomelidae. The record is from the annotation of a GenBank genome assembly.
GCGUAUUAUAAACAUUCAUUGUGAACAUUCAUAUAUUUAAAUUAUAUUCUUUUGAUCGAAUAUUAGGUAUAAAUAUAAAACAAUAUUAUUACAGUCUACAACAUUGUAGCGAGAAUUUAAUGAAAAAAAUUGCGAAAUGAGUACAGGGAUUACACAAAGUACCGGGAGUACCGGGAUUACCGGGAGUACCGGGAGUAUCGGGAAUACCGGGAGUGAAGUAAAGUAUAAAAAAGUUCUAGUAUGGGAAAGUAUCAUAGUUCUAGGGGCAUUUCAUGUCAUAAGUGCUUAUGCAGUGUGGCUUACUCUUUCAUUACAAAUAGGGUUGAAAACCUUGAUUUUCACAUGGGCAAUGGAAAUAGUUGCAAUUCUCGGAGCAACGGCAGGCUCACAUAGAUUAUGGUCUCACAAAGCGUUCAAAGCUAAAUGGCCACUGAAAUUGUUUUUGGCUGUAGCUCAGACCGUAGCUUUUCAAAAAACCAUAUUCGAAUGGGCUAGAGAUCAUAGAAUACAUCACAAAUAUACCGAUACUGAUGCCGAUCCUCAUAAUGUUAAAAGAGGAUUUUUCUUCGCUCACAUGGGUUGGCUUUUUGUUAGAAAACAUCCUGAUGUUAUCACAAAAGGAAAAACUAUUGAUUUAAGUGAUAUUUAUUCCGAUAAAAUCGUAAUGUUCCAAAGAAAAUACUACUUUCCAUUAGUGCUAGUUUUUUGCUUUGCUAUACCAACAUACAUUCCUAUGUAUUAUUGGGGAGAGACGUUUUCAAAAGCAUUCAGUAUGAAUGUUCUGAGAUACGUACUCGGUAUCAACAUAACAGGCUUAGUUAACAGUAUAGCACACAUGUGGGGAUACAGACCCUAUGACAAGAACAUAGCGCCGUCUGAGAGUUUGUUAUGUUCAUUAUUCACUUGCGGAGAAGGUUGGCACAAUUAUCAUCACGCUUUCCCAUCCGAUUACAAAACAGGAGAGUUAGGUUUCGGCGUUAUAAACUGGACUACCGGUUUCAUUGAUUUAAUGGCAAUUCUUGGCCUAGCUUAUGAUUUGAAAACGGCUUCCAAGGAAUUAAUACAAGCUAAAAUGACUAAUAGAGGUGACGGAACUACGUCGUACUUGCAUUGAAAUUAAAAACAUUGGAUAUACAAUUAUAGCAUAAAAAUAUAGCAACCAAAAAAGUGUGUUUUCAGUUUCGAUAUAGCCAGAUUUUUUGAUUUUUACAAAACAAUAAUUGUACAAUAAUCAUCAAGAUCGUGUACCAACUAACCAUAUGUGUGCGUUUA